Molecule: messenger RNA, 573 nt
Organism: Rubroshorea leprosula
Lineage: Eukaryota; Viridiplantae; Streptophyta; Magnoliopsida; Malvales; Dipterocarpaceae
Source: the annotation of a GenBank genome assembly
GUCGUCUGUCUUGCUGCCAAGGAAAACCGCUGAAAACUCCGAUCGGCGAUCUUGAGAGUCCGAGCUAAUGUCAGGGAUGGAGAGAUUGCAGUGGAUGUUUGCCGGUGCUGGAGGCGCUUUGGGUGGCCACCCACCGCCGGAUUGGCUGACUCUUGAUUCAUCGGAGCAGGUCUACAUCUCCUCUCUCGCUCUCCUCAAAAUGCUCAAGCACGGGAGGGCUGGAGUUCCCAUGGAAGUGAUGGGCUUGAUGCUGGGAGAGUUUGUGGAUGAGUACACAGUACGUGUUGUUGAUGUCUUUGCGAUGCCUCAGAGUGGCACUGGUGUCAGUGUUGAAGCCGUUGAUCAUGUUUUCCAGACUAAUAUGCUAGAUAUGCUUAAACAAACUGGAAGGUAUCUUUCAAUUACUUAGAUGAAUAUUAGUCCGUUGGAUGUUGUUUUGAGACCUAGACAUGAACUUUUGCUUGUUCAUUGGUAUUUGGACUGGCUUGCCUUCUGUCUUUUAUUGCAACAUCGCACCUAGGACCCAAUGUCAGAGAACUAGAUGGUACAUGUGAAUUAAAAGUUUUAUUGGAA